GACAGGGCGGGGCGAGUGGGGGCCAAGGCGGCUCUUCCCUCCGUGCCCCUGAGUCCCCAGUCCCCAGCCCCGGGACGCAGAGGAGCCCGGCGGGCAGUCCCAGCCCCUGCCGCGGCCGUCCCGGGGGACGCAGGCGCCAAAGCCCCUCCGGCCCGGGCAAGGAGCCGGGUCGGCCUAGCCAGCAUCAACAGCCCCAUGGCCCCAGCUGGCUACUGAGCCCCACCAUGGGCAGCGUGUACUCAGAGUACCUAAGCUCCAGCAAGGUCAGGGAACACUAUAAUUACACCAAGGAGAGUCCUGACACGAAGGAUACGCCCUCCCGUCAGGUGGCCUCGGCCCUCAUCAUCCUCCUGUGUUGUGCCAUCAUAGUAGAGAACCUCCUGGUGCUCAUCGCAGUUGCCCGCAACAGCAAGUUCCACUCGGCCAUGUACCUGUUCCUGGGCAACCUAGCGGCAUCAGACCUGCUGGCGGGCGUGGCCUUCAUAGCCAAUACCUUGCUCUCUGGUUCUGUCACACUAGGGCUGACGCCUGUGCAGUGGUUCGCCCGCGAGGGCUCUGCCUUCAUCACCCUCUCCGCCUCUGUCUUCAGCCUCCUGGCCAUCGCCAUUGAGCGGCACGUGGCCAUCGCCAAGGUCAAGCUCUAUGGCAGUGACAAGAGCUGCCGCAUGCUGCUGCUCAUCGCGGCCUCAUGGCUCAUCUCGCUGGUCCUCGGCGGCCUGCCCAUCCUCGGCUGGAACUGCCUGGGCCAUCUGGAGGCCUGCUCCACCGUUCUGCCGCUCUACGCCAAGCCCUACGUGCUCUGCGUGGUGACCAUCUUCUCGGUCAUCCUGUCGGCCAUCGUAGCUCUGUACAUCCGCAUCUACUGUGUGGUCCGCUCCAGCCAGGCUGAUGUGGCCGCCCCACAGACACUCGCCCUGCUCAAGACGGUCACCAUCGUGCUGGGUGUCUUUAUCUUCUGCUGGUUGCCCGCCUUUAGCAUCCUCCUCUUGGACUAUGCCUGUCCGGUCCGGACCUGCCCCAUGCUCUACCAGGCCCACUACUUUUUUGCCUUCGCCACCCUCAACUCGCUGCUCAACCCGGUCAUCUACACGUGGCGCAGCCGGGACCUGCGGCGGGAGGUGUUACGGCCACUGCAGUGCUGGCGGCAGGCGGCAGGGGUGCAGGGGCGGCGGGACGGAACCCCGGGCCACCACCUCCUGCCCCUUCGCAGCUCCAGUUCCCUGGAGAAGGGCAUGCAGAUGCCCACGUCACCCACAUUUCUGGAGGGCAACACAAUGGUGUGAGGGGCAAGUGGGCUGACAGCCAGGCCACCAUGGCAGAGUUCCGUGGAGAAGCUCCGGGGACCUGGGACAGAAAUGGGGCUGUGAGGGGGCAGGGAUUGCCAAGUAAGAUGCCCCCAUUCCACAGACCUGGGUGAUGCUGAAGAUUUUUCAUGCUUGGGACGGUCAACUGAGGCUUUGACCAGUCAGAUGGCACAGCAGCAAGCAGGGUCCUGGGGCUCAGCAUGGUGACCUCUUUGAAACUGGAUCGUGGGGAGGACCGGGGACGGGGGUGGGGUGGGGGAACCUGGAAAGGACCUGAGUGACAGCAGGCAGGUGCUCGAGUGGAACACAGCAUAGGAGCCAUUUCCAACCCCAGAUGAAGAAUGUCAACAUUUCGCCUGACCCUCCGCCCUGUUUCUGACUCCCCUCUCUGAAUUUACCAUCCCCCCUUGCCACCUUCUUCUGGCCACCUCAGAGCCUACUCCCCUGGAACCACUGCAUCCCGAGGGGCUGGAGACCUCCUCUCUGAUCUUUCUGGGCGGCCCUGGGGCAAACAGUUCCUGGCCUCAAAUCCACAGCUUCCCCAAAUGUCACCAGCUGCCACUCUGGCAACUUCUUCCCUUUCUUUUCUUAUUCUACAGGAGAUGCCAGGAAACCACGUGGGGGCGGGGGGGACUAACCCCCAUUCUCAGACCUCAUUGGCCAGAUUGCACUACUGGGGGCUCAGAGGAGUCACCCAGGGCUGGGAAAACUGGUCUGGGGGCCUGAGGAGGGCUCUCCCAUUGGGGCAGGGUGGAAUAGGAGAAAGUGCUAGGGGAGCUGUUGACACCACACCUCCAACCCCCCAUAAAAUAACCACCCUCCCUCAAGCGCCACUCACUUCCAGACCCACCAAGGUACCCAAUCUAGGACAGGACAGCCUUGAGCCCCCUGUGCCUCCUUCCCAGCUACACCAGAUGGAGCACGGGGGUGGGGGUAUCAAGGACAAUGGUGGGAUGCCCUCUCUUAACCCACUCCAGAAGGACUUUGCUAAAUCUGUGGAUGGAGGGAAGGGAUAUUGCGGUACAAACAUAUAUUUAUGCGCGUCUGUCAGUGUCUGUGCGUGUGUGUGUGUGUAUGUGUAAUAUAUGUGGUCCCCUCCUCUCGCCAUGUCUCCCAGGAUGCAUGCUAUUUUGUCUCCUCUCGUCUGUAUUGAAGCUGCCAAAGAGAGGUCUGGUCCUGCACCGACCCCUUUGUCAUUGCUGGCUUAUCUCCCCGCUGGAGAGCUGGGGUGCAGUUCACCUAGGGGGUGGGGGGAAGGAACCCUCAUGCCUGAAAGUGAUUUCUUGUGACUGCAAAGGCUGGGGGAGGGGAUCUCUGGGGGGGCAAGGAGCCAGUUGGGGGCUCGUCUCCCCUUACACAGCUCCCCAGAUGCCCCUCCUGCCUGAGACUCAGGCCCAGGCCAAUAAACGGUUCAGUGUCUCUU
Messenger RNA from Cervus elaphus (red deer), 2727 nucleotides. It is a transcript of the gene S1PR2, whose product is annotated as sphingosine-1-phosphate receptor 2. The transcript has 2 exons. Gene Ontology annotation, biological process: sphingosine-1-phosphate receptor signaling pathway. The record is from RefSeq and is a predicted model, not a curated record. Gene Ontology annotation, molecular function: sphingosine-1-phosphate receptor activity. Gene Ontology annotation, cellular component: membrane. The coding region runs from base 225 to 1283 and encodes 352 amino acids. NCBI's taxonomy places the organism in Eukaryota, Metazoa, Chordata, Mammalia, Artiodactyla, Cervidae.